AUGGGAUUUGGCAUGGGAAAACCAGAACGGCGGCAACAGAAAUCUGAUAGAGGUGCCAUCAGAGCCGCUCUGCUCAUCCAGCGCUGGUACCGUCAGUAUGUGGCGCGUCUGGAGAUGAGGCGCAGAUGCACGUGGAACAUCUUUCAGUCCAUUGAAUAUGCAGGAGAGCAAGACCAGAUAAAGCUAUACAAGUUUUUUAGCUACUUAAUGGAUCAUUUCACACCUGCCAGCAAUGAAAGAAGCCUCAUAUCUCACCUGUUCCGGGAAAACGAGAUCUGCUGGGAUGCGGAAUGGGAGCGGUACUUCUGCUACAAAAGCAUCGACGUACCUGACAGCUACGGCGGUCCACACCUGACUUUCCCUUUGACGUUCUGCGGGGUGUCCCGGCUGGUGGAGGCGCUUAAGCACAAACAAUAGCUGCUCCACGCUCGUUACGUUCUGCAGCUUCUCGGGGAAACCUGGAAACUUUUGCGAAUUCUUCCAAAUAUCACUCACGUUUCGACAGCUCAUGACAAAGAGAUCACUAUAUGCGGAGACUUACACGGGAACCUGGAAGACCUGCUUUUGAUAUUCUACAAGAAUGGACUGCCAUCUUCGGACAGGCCAUAUGUUUUUAAUGGAGACUUUGUGGACCGUGGAAAAAGCUCUUUAGAGAUUAUGCUCAUUCUGUUUGGAUUUCUGCUGGUUUAUCCUAAAGACGUGCAUCUGAACAGAGGAAACCACGAGGACCAUAUGGUUAAUCUGAGAUAUGGUUUUACUAAAGAAGUCCUGGGAAAGUACAAGGUGCAUGGCAAAAAGAUUCUGAAACUUAUGCACAAGAUUUUCAGCUGGCUGCCUCUUGCCACUGUGAUUGAUCACAAAGUGCUUAUAGUGCACGGAGGGAUUUCUGACACAACUGAUCUGAACACAAUAGAUGAAGUGGACAGACACAAAUAUGUCUCGGUCCUGAAGCCUCCGAAGAAAAGAAACACCAAACUUAAUGAGUUCAGCUGCAGCAGUAAAGAUUUAUUUGAACAAAGUGGAGGCCGGAGGAGAGGGUAUUCUCUUACUUACCACAAACCAAAAAGGGUUCAAAGACAGAAUAUUCAGUGGCGAUCAUUAGAAAACAUAGCCACAAAUGCUCAUUAUAACUGUUCAGUGGAUGAAGAGUUGAAGAGGAGGCGCAGACUGGCAUCAGAUGGAAUCAACUCAGACUCAGACCCUGAACUAACAGAGACAGACCAGAAGCAGUGGAAACAAAUUGUGGACAUACUGUGGAGUGACCCCAUGUCCCAAAAUGGCUGUGUAUCUAAUGAAGUAAGAGGAGGCGGCUGCUACUGGGGGCCUGAUGUCACUGAAGCGGUGCUUUCGAAACAUAAACUCCUUCUUCUCAUCCGCUCUCACGAGUGUAAACAGGAGGGAUACGAGUUCUGCCAUAAUCACAAAGUGUUGACUAUUUUUUCAGCCUCUAACUACUACGAGCUGGGCAGUAACAGAGGCGCCUACAUCAGAAUGGGCCCUGAUCUAAUGCCACACUUUAACCAGUACCAGGCGAGCCGCACCUGCAGAGAGCUCACUCUCAGACAGAGCAUUGGACAGACUGAAAAAUCGGCUCUGAAAGCUCUUAGAGAACAGCUGUUUGCACAUAAGUCAAGUCUCAUCAGUGCCUUUCAGGAAUGUGAUGUCAACAAUACAGGACUCAUCUCACUCAGUCAAUGGGCCAGUGCCACAGAGAGGGUGCUGAACCUGGGUCUGCCCUGGAGGGUGUUACGCCCACAGCUCAUCACCUGUUCACAGGACACUACAGUGGACUAUCACAAGUGGAUAAGAGAGUUCUCCAUCACGGAGCCCAAAGUAGACAUUUCAGACACCAGCAUCCUGGAGACUAUGUACAAAAACCACUCAAACCUGGAAACUAUUUUCCGAAUUAUUGAUACCGAUCACUCUGGUCUCAUAUCGUAUGAAGAGUUUCAUCAGACUUGGAAACUACUCAGUUCUCACUUGAAGCUAGAAAUCAGUGACAAUGCCAUUUCAGAUUUGGCACAAAGUAUUGAUUUUAAUAAAGAUGGAAGCAUUGACAUUAAUGAGUUUAUGGAGGCUUUUCGACUGGUCGACCUCUCUGCACAUGUGGAGUAAAGA
This is a messenger RNA of Periophthalmus magnuspinnatus, 2118 nucleotides long. RefSeq names its product serine/threonine-protein phosphatase with EF-hands 2-like. NCBI's taxonomy places the organism in Eukaryota, Metazoa, Chordata, Actinopteri, Gobiiformes, Gobiidae. Gene Ontology annotation, biological process: negative regulation of MAPK cascade; detection of stimulus involved in sensory perception. Gene Ontology annotation, cellular component: nucleus; cytosol. Gene Ontology annotation, molecular function: manganese ion binding; protein serine/threonine phosphatase activity; Hsp90 protein binding. The record is from RefSeq and is a predicted model, not a curated record. The transcript has 16 exons.